Tetranychus urticae (two-spotted spider mite) is the source of this 2618-nucleotide messenger RNA. It is a transcript of the gene Gclc, whose product is annotated as glutamate--cysteine ligase. Gene Ontology annotation, biological process: glutathione biosynthetic process. Lineage: Eukaryota; Metazoa; Arthropoda; Arachnida; Trombidiformes; Tetranychidae. The record is from RefSeq and is a predicted model, not a curated record. Gene Ontology annotation, molecular function: glutamate-cysteine ligase activity. Gene Ontology annotation, cellular component: glutamate-cysteine ligase complex.
AAAACAGAGUUUUACUUGAAAGUUGAUCUCUUAACGGUACAUUUGCCUAGUUACCUUCUCAAUAAAUUUCAAUCAAGUGACUCGACUUGUCAUCUUUUUUAGAGUGUCAGAUAUUUUGGGUCUAAAAUGGGCUUACUUACUCUUGGACAACCUUUGACCUGGAAUGAGACCCGUAAAUAUGCUGAACAUGUUCGCGAACAUGGUAUAAUCCAAUUCAUUAAUUCCUACCAUAAACUCAAGGAUAGACAAGAUGAAUAUCUUAAAUGGGGUGAUGAGAUUGAGUACAUGCUUAUCAAAUUUGAUAAGAAACAACAAAGAGCACGAGUGUGCCUUAAGGCUGGUGAAUUACUUUCUAUCAUGGAUGAACGUGAAAAAAAAGAAGGCAACUCUAGAAUUUGUCUUUGGCGACCAGAGUUUGGCGCUUUCAUGAUUGAAGGAACACCGGGUUCGCCUUAUGGAGCUUCAGACCUUGAUCUAACCUUGCUUUCCAAUUUUAAUGAAGUCGAAAAAAAUAUGAAGAUCCGUCGCCAGGAAAUCGAAGCGUUAUUAUCACCAGAUGAAGCUCUUCUCUGUGUCACAAGUUUUCCUAGACUUGGUUGUCCUGAUUUCACAUGGCCUCAAGCUCAACUCGAUCCUGCCAAAAGUGUUACCGGAUCCAUCUUUUUCCCCGAUGAAGCAAUAUUUGGAGGACAUCCACGUUUCAGAACUCUAGCUCAGAAUAUAAGACAUAGAAGAAAGCGACGAGUGAUAAUCAACAUUCCCAUUUACCGUGAUAUUAAGACUCCUGAUCCUUUCAUUGAAGAAUUUAACGACGAAGAAGCAAAAGAGGCAAUUAAAGCAGAUCAUGUUUAUAUGGAUGCUAUGGGCUUUGGUAUGGGAUGUUGUUGCCUUCAAGUUACUUUCCAAGCCUCUAAUCUUGAUGAGGCUAGAAUUUUGUACGAUCAAUUGACACCGUUAUGUCCUAUUAUGAUGGCUCUAAGCGCAGCAUCUCCUAUCCAAAGAGGAUACCUCUGUGAUCUCGAUUGCCGCUGGAGUGUGAUAUCGCAAGCGGUAGAUGAUAGGACCAAAGAAGAACUUGGAGAAGAACCUAUGAAAUUUUGCAAGUUCCGGAUCAAUAAGUCAAGAUAUGAUUCAAUCGACUCAUAUAUCUCAGCGGAUGGAGAUAAAUAUAAUGACAUUCCGUUAAUUUAUGAUCAAGUUUAUUAUGAUAAAAUGGUUAAAUCUGGCGUUGAUCCUCUAAUUGCCAAGCACAUUGCACAUCUUUUUAUACGUGAUCCUGUUACUUUGUAUCGAGAAAAACUUGACCAAGAUGAUGAAAAUGAUAUGGACCAUUUUGAAAAUAUUCAAUCGACAAACUGGCAAACUAUGCGAUUUAAACCUCCUCCUCCAUCCUCUCCAGGAAUUGGUUGGAGAGUUGAAUUUCGUCCAAUGGAAGUUCAAAUAACGGAAUUUGAAAAUGCUGCCUUAGUUGUUUUCAUUGUUCUACUUACUAGAAUCAUAUUAACAUACCGAUUAAAUCUUUUAUUACCCAUUUCCAAAGUUGAUGAAAAUAUGAAAGAAGCACAAAAACGUGAUGCUGUCCAAAGAUGUCGAUUCUGGUUUCGUAAACGCAUUAUUACUCAAACUAGUCCACCCGAAGCUUCAGCUUGUCUGAGAGCUGCCAGUACUAAUGAUAUUAAAAACUGUGAUGAGGAUAUCAUUGAUAAUGAUAUUGAUGAAUCAUGUGUACUCCUAACCAUCGAUGAAAUAAUCAAUGGAAAGAGUGGAAUGUUCCCCGGAUUGAUGCCUCUCUUAAGACACUAUUUACUUAGUGUUGAGAUCGAUGCUGAAACUCACUGUACUAUAAAUCAGUACCUUAAUCUAAUUUCUUGCCGAGCCUCAGGUAAAUACUUGACACCUGCUCAAUGGAUUCGCAAGUUUGUCCAAAAUCACUCAGAUUAUAAAAAAGAUUCUGUUGUCUCUGAUAAAAUCAAUUAUGAUCUACUUAAGACAAUCAAGAAAAUAACCAAAGGAAAGAUUCUGUGUGAAGAUCUAGUUGGUGAUUCAAGUUACAUUAAAGAUCGACUUUUAAAUGGUGAUGCUAAAUAGAAAAGAAAAAAAGAGGAAAAAUUAAAAUAGGAUUAAAUUUGAUUGACAAAACUCUAAAAAUUGAAACGAGUUUCAAAAGGAUAAUUGUUUUAACACCUGUUAUGAUUCUUGCAAAAUGUCCAAUUUAUGCCAAUUAUGUAAAUCACCAAAUUACCUUCUUUGUUAGAAUUUUAUUUAGUUAAUUGGGUUAAAGUUUAUUUUAUUGUUGAUAUUAUAUUAAUUUGGAAGAGAGAAAGUAACGAAUCAAUCAUAAAACGUUUUAUUGUUCAAACUUGAUUUAUUAUUUAUCAUGUAAAAUAUAAUUAUUUCAUUUGUUACCAUGAUGAUGAUGCAACUUAUCGAUAAAUGAUUAGAGUUCUUAUGUUCUUAUGAUUGGUUCUGCUGAACUCAUAUUGCUGUAAACAUAAAAUUAAUUUAACCAAGGGCGAUUCAUUAUCAGAUUUUAAAUCUGGCACUUUUGUUCUAAUCGCAUGACACCUUUUUGUUUGCUAUUUAAAGUUGUUAAUAAACAAGAUGAUUGGCUAUCGUAA